AGUCUCUGCGAAGCUGCGGCGGCGACUCUUUGGUCCCGGGGAAUAUGGCGGUGCCGGAGCCGGAGGGUUAGCGCGAGUGCAGGCCGUCACCGCCCGAUCGGCUUGGCGCACGGGCCAGCGAGGAGCCAGUGACAUCCGUGGCGUGGGGCGGGCAGCAUAAUGGACCUAGCUUACGUCUGCGAGUGGGAGAAAUGGCCCAGGAGCACCCUCUGCCCUUCGGUGCCCCUGGCUUGUGCCUGGUCCUGCCGCAACCUCAUCGCCUUCACCACGGACCUCCGGAAUGAUGAUCAAGACCUGACCCGCAUGAUCCACAUCCUGGACACGGAACACCCCUGGGAUGUGCACUCCAUCGACUCGGAGCACCGCGAGGCCAUUACCUGCCUCGAGUGGGACCAGUCAGGCUCCCGGCUCCUGUCAGCUGACGCUGAUGGGCAGAUCAAGUGCUGGAGCAUGGCGGACCACCUGGCCAAUAGCUGGGAGAGCCCAGUGGGAAGCCUGGUGGAGGGGGAUCCCAUUGUGGCCCUGUCCUGGCUGCACAAUGGAGUGAAGCUGGCCCUGCAUGUGGAAAAAUCAGGCGCCUCCAGCUUCGGUGAGAAGUUCUCCCGUGUCAAGUUCUCGCCGUCACUCACGCUGUUUGGUGGCAAGCCCAUGGAGGGCUGGAUAGCAGUGACGGUCAGCGGCCUGGUCACCGUAUCCCUGCUCAAGCCCAGCGGGCAGGUGCUGACAUCAACCGAGAGCCUGUGCCGGCUGCGCGGCCGCGUGGCCCUGGCCGACAUCGCCUUCACGGGCGGCGGGAACAUCGUGGUGGCCACGGCGGACGGCAGCAGCGCCUCACCCGUGCAGUUCUACAAGGUGUGUGUGAGCGUGGUCAGUGAGAAGUGCCGCAUCGACACCGAGAUCCUGCCCUCGCUCUUCAUGCGCUGCACCACUGACCUCAACCGCAAGGACAAAUUCCCUGCCAUCACCCACCUCAAGUUCCUGGCCCGCGACAUGUCGGAGCAGGUGCUGCUGUGCGCCUCCAGCCAGACCAACAGCCUCGUGGAGUGCUGGUCCCUGCGGAAGGAGGGGCUCCCCGUGAACAACAUCUUCCAGCAGAUCUCGCCCAUGGUUGGUGACAAGCAGCCCAUGAUCCUCAAGUGGCGGAUCCUGUCGGCCACCAAUGACCUGGACCGUGUUUCGGCUGUGGCGCUGCCCAAGCUGCCCAUCUCGCUCACCAACACCGACCUCAAGGUGGCCAGCGACACUCAGUUCUACCCUGGCCUUGGGCUGGCCCUGGCCUUCCACGACGGCAGCGUCCACAUUGUCCACCGCCUCUCCCUGCAGACCAUGGCCGUCUUCUACAGCUCCGCAGCCCCGAGGUCCGUGGACGAGCCGGCCAUCAAGCGCCCUCGGACCUCGGGCCCCGCCAUCCACUUCAAGGCCAUGCAGCUCUCCUGGACCUCACUGGCGCUUGUGGGCAUCGACAACCACGGGAAGCUGAACAUGCUGCGCAUCUCGCCCUCCAUGGGCCACACGCUGGACAUGAGCCUGGCCCUGCGGCACCUGCUGUUCCUGCUGGAGUACUGCAUGGUGACGGGCUACGACUGGUGGGACAUCCUGCUGCACGUGCAGCCCAGCAUGGUGCAGAGCCUGGUGGAGAAGCUGCACGAGGAGUACACGCGCCAGAACGCCGCGCUGCAGCAGGUCUUGUCCACGCGGAUCCUGGCCAUGAAGGCCUCGCUGUGCAAGCUGUCGCCCUGCACGGUGACGCGUGUGUGCGACUAUCACGCCAAGCUCUUCCUCAUCGCCAUCAGCUCCACGCUCAGGUCCCUGCUGCGCCCCCACUUCCUCAACACGCCUGACAAGAGCCCCGGCGAUCGGCUGACCGAGAUCUGCUCCAAGAUCACCGACGUCGACAUCGACAAGGUGAUGAUCAACCUCAAGACGGAGGAGUUUGUCCUGGAUAUGAACACGCUCCAGGCGUUGCAGCAGCUCCUGCAGUGGGUGGGCGACUUUGUCCUCUACCUGCUGGCCAGCCUGCCCAACCAGGGCUCCCCGCUGCGGCCCGGCCACAGCUUCCUGCGAGACGGCACCUCACUGGGCAUUCUGCGUGAGCUCAUGGUUGUCAUCCGCAUCUGGGGCCUGCUGAAGCCCAGCUGCCUGCCCGUGUACACGGCCACCUCAGACACCCAGGACAGCAUGUCUUUGCUUUUCCGCCUGCUCACCAAGCUCUGGAUCUGCUGCCGCGAUGAGGGUCCCACCAGUGAGCCGGAUGAGGCGCUGGUGGAUGAGUGCUGCCUGCUGCCCAGCCAGCUGCUCAUCCCCAGCCUGGACUGGCUGCCUGUCAGUGACGGUCUCAUCAGCCGCCUGCAGCCCAAGCAGCCCCUAAGGCUGCAGUUCGGCCGGGCGCCCACUCUGCCGGGCAGCGCCGCCGCCUCCCAGCUCGACAGCCUUGCCAGGGCACCAGGCCAGCCCAAGAUCGACCACCUCCGCCGGCUGCACCUGGGGGCUUACCCCACUGAGGAGUGCAAGACCUGUACCAGGUGUGGCUGCGUGACCAUGCUCAGAUCACCAAACAAGACGACGGCCGUGAAGCAGUGGGAGCAGCGCUGGAUCAAGAACUGCCUGUGCGGAGGGCUCUGGAGGCGCAUGCCGCUCAGCUGCCCCUGACGUGCGUCCAGGGGCUCGGCGCCUGGCCCUGUGGUUUCCUGGUGGAUGUUAACAAAGGCAGCGUCCUCUCUCUACUCCGUGCCUGUGACGGGCUACUCCACACGCUGUGAGCACCUGCCAGCCUGUGACGAGAUAACCUGGCCUCCAAGGUGGCUGUCGAGCCACGUGAGGUCCGGCGCCUCCAUAACUGGGCAGAGCAAGUGAGGACACAGAGGCUGUGAUUGGCAUCCGAUUGAUGUGAGCCUCGAGAUUUCUCCAUGACCUGCGGCACUUGAACCCGGGAGGCAGCCACCCCGCCCGGUGCAAGGGUCAGCUCAGAGGGUCGGGACUGGCUGGGUGUCUCAUUUCAGUGAGCCCAGGUGACACUGGCCAGGACACCUGCCACCUGUAGCUGGUGGUGCCAGGGCUGCCCCACCAUGUGGUUCUGAGACUUGGCAGGCUGGGCUGGGAAGGGGUGGCCCAAUAAACCGUCC
Trichechus manatus latirostris (Florida manatee) is the source of this 3122-nucleotide messenger RNA. It is a transcript of the gene MED16, whose product is annotated as mediator complex subunit 16. The record is from RefSeq and is a predicted model, not a curated record. NCBI's taxonomy places the organism in Eukaryota, Metazoa, Chordata, Mammalia, Sirenia, Trichechidae. Gene Ontology annotation, biological process: positive regulation of DNA-templated transcription. Gene Ontology annotation, cellular component: mediator complex. The transcript has 15 exons. Gene Ontology annotation, molecular function: protein binding. Bases 160 to 2649 code for a protein of 829 amino acids.